Messenger RNA from Camelina sativa (false flax), 498 nucleotides. RefSeq names its product glycine-rich protein. Lineage: Eukaryota; Viridiplantae; Streptophyta; Magnoliopsida; Brassicales; Brassicaceae. The record is from RefSeq and is a predicted model, not a curated record.
CAAGAAUGUCGUUGCUUUUCUAUUUUCUCUUGUUUCUCUAUUUGCAUCACAACUUUUUUUCCUUUGUAAACUCACGAGAUUUACGUCUAGCCUCCGUCGAUAUAGGCCAUGUUUCCACCAUAUCCAAACCAGAAAGUAUUAUUGGCUAUGGAAGAAAGACACCGAAACUAGCAAUUUUUAUUCGAAAAGGUGGUGGCGGUAAGGGAGGAGGAGGACGCAGUGGUGGUAUCAAAGGAAGAGGAGGAGGAGGAGAAUAUGCAAGGCAAUCUCACGGCGGGUACCCGUUUUUUGUGGCUUCGUCGCACCACCAUGCUAAUCCAUCGAGCGGUAGCCGGUAUGUUAUUGGAAGGCCAGGGUGUGGCUGGUUGGGUUUAUUAUCCGUUUUAGCCGGAUUUGUUUUGAUUUCAUAGUAUUUAUGAGAAUGCUAAUUUUAGGAUUGUUCCUUAGAUUUGCAUAAUUUAAUGGAUUUAAAUUUUAAAUAUAUUGUAGGAGUAUUAU